This is a messenger RNA of Cajanus cajan (pigeon pea), 366 nucleotides long. Lineage: Eukaryota; Viridiplantae; Streptophyta; Magnoliopsida; Fabales; Fabaceae. The record is from RefSeq and is a predicted model, not a curated record.
AUGGGCACGCUCAAAAAAGCAGCCCUUGUUUGGUUUAGUGGUCUUCCUGACCGAUCAAUCACCGACUUCGACGUCUUUAGUCGGCUUUUCAUGGCACUGUUCGCAGCCAACAAAAAGAAACCGCCAAUCAAGUCAGACUUGUUUGAUCUCAAACAGCAACGCGAAGAGUUGUUAAAGGAUUUUUUGCAAAGAUUCAACGAGGUUGCUUUGAGGAUAGUGUCUUUGGAUGAAAGGAUGGCGGUCAUUGCGUUUCAGAAAGGGCUAAGGUCUGGUGCUUUCGACAUCGCACUAGAGAGAGCAAAUUGUCAAACGAUGUUUGAUGUGAGAGCUUUCGCCCUAAGUCACAUCAAGACGGAGGAAGGAUAG